ACUGCCAUGGAGCCGCCGCUGCCGGGCUAGGCAGGUGCAGCCCCGCUGGGCCCGCGGCGAUGUCCGGCUACCCGCGCCGCUCGGGCGCCACCCCGCUCUCCCGCGCCCGGAGCCUCGUCAUUCCCGACGAUGACAAAUUUGAAGAUCUUGAAGAGGCAAAUCCGUUCUCCUUUGAAGAGUUUCUCAAGACCAAGAACCUCGGCCUGUCAAAAGAGGACCCGGCCAGCAGAAUUUACGCAAAGGAAGCCUCGAGGCAUUCACUGGGACUCAUCGCAACUCCCCAACCUCCCAAACCCGGGCGUAUGGCUUAUCAGCAGCCGUUUUGAUACUGAUCAAAGUAUCAAACAGGGGCCAGUUACCUCCUGGAUGAGGAGGACACCGGAUGGAGUGGGGCCUACCUGCCGUCCGCCAUGGAGCAGACUCACCCCGAGAGGCUCCCUGCCGGCGCGUCGCCCUGCAGCACAUACCUUUCCUUUCUCUCCACCGCAGAAGACCUGGCAGGGCCUGAGUCUCUGCCCCCUUGGGCAUUGAGUGACACUGAUUCCCGAGUGACUCCGGCCUCUCCAACAGGGAGUCCUAGCGCAGAGUUUGCGACUCAUGGAGAGUCUCUGGGGGACAGGCACCUACGGACGCUGCAGAUAAGUUACGAAGCAAAACGGGCUGUAAAGGCAGAAAACCACGUCAUGAAACUGAAACAGGAAGUUCAUUUGCUUCAGGCGCAGGUCUCCAACUUCCAGCAAGAGAACGAAGCCCCGCGGUGCGGCCAGGGCGCCAGCCUGACCGUGGUGAAGCAGAACGCCGACAUAGCUUUGCAGAAUCUCCGAGGGGUCAUGAGCGGUGCACAGGCUUCCAUCAAGCAACUGGUUUCCGGAGCCGAGACGCUGAAUCUUGUUGAAAUCCUUAAAUCUAUAGACAGAAUUUCUGAGAUUACAGAUGAGGAGACCCUUGAGGACCCCUGGGUGUUUUCGGCUGUGUGUAUGCCCCGAGAUCACCACCGCUUGUCUAAAUGUGCAGUUGUGCCCUUAAAGUGUUUAUCGUGAGCGAGGUUCCAGUGUGGUGCCCUUGGCCAGUGCUGGCCACCGCAGCGGGAACAGCCCCUGGCUGAGUUGCCCAGGAGUUUCUGUGCGGCCCUUCUUGGUGAAAUCCCUGCAAGUUUAUAGAUUCUAAUGAGCUCUGGAAGACAUUGUCAUAAAAGCCAGUCAUUUUAAGAAAUUACUAAACACCGAAAGAGCAGUUCUGUCAUCAGCGUUUUCCUUCUGAUCCCAGAACAGCAGCUGUAAGAUAACUACGAUUGAUUGUCCUUGAUUUCCUAAGUAGAAAAAAUAUUCAAUGAGCCUCAGAGGUGGCAGCCUGGGCAGGGACCUGUGCCUUUUGCUGGCACUCAGUGCUCCAUCUGGCUUCCAGGUCACUCUUGGAGCCCCAGCGGGUGGUCUCUGCAGUCCUGGCCUGAGUGUGGAGGGGCCACCCUGUGGCUACUGGUGUCCUCCCCCCAGGACUCAGGGACCAAGACUAGGCAUUCCAUGCUGUGAAGCUGUCUAAAUGGGCCUCAUUGGCUGGGGGUUCUGAUGAACAUUUUCAAGCAGCAUUUUGUACAAUGCAGUUGAGAAUUCGGGAAUUUCAAGUAUGAGCAGAGCCUGUCCAGGUUUGUGUGAGGUCCCAGCUGCCUUUCUGACUGCCUCCCACAGAGGGAAGGCCACAGGCACUAAAUGCCUUUUUAACUAUUUUCCUAUAGAUAUUUUUUAAAACAAGUUUGUUUCCCCUCCUGUUCCAAUU
Molecule: messenger RNA, 1773 nt
Organism: Callithrix jacchus (white-tufted-ear marmoset)
Lineage: Eukaryota; Metazoa; Chordata; Mammalia; Primates; Cebidae
Source: RefSeq, a predicted model, not a curated record